AUGUCCGACUAUGCAGAGAAGGUGCACCGGCGUCGCCCCCAUGCCACCUUGGCAUGCUACAUGUGCCGCAAGCGCAAAAUCAAGUGCGGCCGCGAACUGCCACACUGCAUGAUAUGCAAAGAAACCUCGCAAGAAUGUAUUUACCCAACAAAACCAAUGAGACCUGGCCCAAAGAUAGGCAGUACCCACGCCACCGCUCAAAAGCGGCAGCUUGGAAGAGAGAGUCAAGAGAAAAGUGCUCAAGAACGACGCAACGUGAGGAUCGAACCACGAAGGACGACACAAACGAGCACAAUCGACGACUAUAGCUCCCCUUCCUCGGUACCAUCCCAGUCGUCACAAAAAGCUUCGCGACCAGACAAUGUGCAGAGCCUUUCGUUCGUUCUCCACCCCACCGUUGGCAAUUGCUCGCCAGACCAGACUGAUGCCACUCAAUAUUUCGAAGACACGGAUAGUGGUUACACCGAUGCACUUAUGACGAGCUGCAAAUCCUUGGGCUUGACUUUACUACAAUUGAACACACUACUUCCGCGAUACUUCGAGACGUUCACAUCGUUCCAACUCUUCCGGCUGACGGUCCUCCGGACGAAACUAAGACAGAUCCCCACUGCGACUCAAAGAACCGCACUUUUGGCGGCCAUGCUCGCGUUCGGGCUCAAGGGGCUCGAUAAAGAAGACCUGGAAAACGUCGCACAGGAACAGAUUCUCCCAGACUCGACAGAGGUACCAAGCAUCUAUUUCCGGGCGCUCGGAAUCAAAUACGUGGAACAGGCCAUUGCAGAACUCGGCGACGAACCGUUGUCCCUUCCUCUCUUGCAAGCAAUGAUCUUGAAUACACAUUGCCUGCUCGUCCAAAAUGUCAGAGGAAAAGCGUGGAGGUAUCUAGGGACUUGUAUCCGAACCGCCUAUGAAUUGAACCUUCACCUCAUCGACGCGGACAAGCAAAGCCAUGAACAUAUCGCAAAUGUAGAGAAAUGGUGCAUCGAAGAAGAAUGGCGUCGUGCCUGGUGGGCGAUUUGGGAGAUGGACGUAUUCGCCAGUGUUAUUCGUCGCUGCCCGGCCGGAAUUGACUGGACCCAGAACGAGACUUUCCUACCGGCCGAAGAUGAGAGAUGGUAUCGUGGUGAACCACAGCAGAGUUGUUGCUUGGACGUCAACGUCACCACUCGAUGGAAGGCGCUGGCCGCCACCAAAAACCGAUCGCCUUGCGCGUGGUUCAUCCUUCUCAAUUCGCUCAUGAAAGACGCCCAAAACAUCUCCAGUCCAACCGGCAUUGACAAACCUCACCUGUCAGAUCCUGCAUUGUCGCAAGAAGCAGGUGACGGUGUGAUUGACGAGCACCAGAGGCUAAUCCUCCAGAAGAAAGCGGCGGCCACAAAGCGCCUGAGUAUCAUCUCCAAUGCUCUGUAUUGCGCAGUCAUGGCACUUCCCGAAGAACACAAGUACCACGGUCAACAUCUCAAUUUUGGUGGCGUGGAUCUCCAGCGGCCGGGCGCCGUGGCACAGCGGCUUGCGCACAACUUCAUCUACAGCAUUUAUUUCAUGACUCAACUGACAAAACUCAUGAUUCUGAAGUUCCACGUCUUCCGCUCGGGGAUCAACUGGACUCUUCACAAAACGCCGGACCACCCUGCCGCCGACUUCGAACCACAACAUCUGUUGCAAUAUUUCGAGGCAGCAGAUAAUGUGGUCAGCAUGAUCCGAGACUCUGCAGAGGAUCACUACAAACAUGUCAAUCCGUUCCUCGCCAGCACUGCAUGGCUCGCUGGAGCUGUCCAGCUGCUGCGUCGUAGCCGACUGUCAGAUGACGACCCGGACCGGGAUCUAGUCACCUCCAAUUUCGAGCUGGUGCGUCUGACAUACGAGAAAACGGUGGAUUUCUGGAAUAUGCCACGAGUGCCGUUACAUAAUUGGGAAAUGCUCGACAGCGGGCUCGAGGGCAUCAUCGGAAAGUCGCGGGGUCCGCAAGCAACAAUGCACGCUGAAGCGACAUCAAACACCGCAGUCGAUCGCAAUGGUGUCAAUGAUAACUCGGGGUGCUCUACAAGUGACGGUGGGAUGAGAGAUGGCCUGACGGAGACAUCUUCAAGCAUUUAUCAUAACGCAACGUUUUCCACCUUGUCGCCACCGCAGUACCAGCACCAGCCACACGCGCCGUUCUUGUCGACGUCACGCCACUUGUACCGGCUGGCGGCGCCGCCACCCCUGGUAGGACACCCUCCGCAUCAUGAGCCCAAUCUCAGCAUCAGCAUGACCACAUUGGAUGCGGGUGCUGGAGCGGAGGGAGUGCCUUCAUUCCCAAGUACCGAUGUUCCCGUUGCCGCGUUCUCGCCGACGUGUCUGGACGCCAUGCCGUUUGCAGUGGACCGGGACAUGAACAUGGAUUUCUCUAGCUACCUCGACGAGAUGUUCUCGGGCUCGUAUUUGCCAUGAGAGCGAAAUGCGAAAAACGAGAGGAGAAACAGUGCGUGAAAUGGGGACUGUCUCUACCACACUACGGGUCGACUGAACAGCCCUGUUUGAGUUGUUACGAGGCAAUGCGUGACGGUUCUAAGACGCUCCUUCGUUUGAUCGACCGUCGGCCUCUUCAGGUGGCCUAUACGACCAAUCAUGUUCUUACCCUCCCACCACCAUUGGGAUUUCGCCCUCUUUACGGAGAACGAGCAUGAUUACUGGGAGAUCGGCAAGGAGCACCUAGACGAGUGAUUCCAAAAAGGAGUGACGAUUGAAAUUGCUGUUUAGUCCGCCUAGAAUCGCCAUCGAUACCUUAUGUCCUACUUCUUCGCGUCGGCCUCCAUUCCGUGUCUGAUCCAGGCCUCGUUCGUUUUCAGAUAGGCGUUGAAGGCCUGCUUAUCCUUGGACAAGGUGUCCAAGUCGACCUUUUUGGGCGAAUUAUACCCCUUCUGCACGGCCGGCCGCUGGGCCAUGCGCUGCUGCCACUCUCGGACGUGCGGGAACUCGUCGAUCUCCACGCCAGCGAACCCUGUGUUUGGAGCCCUUGGAUUAGCAUUACUGUUGGUACCACAGAGAGAUCGCAGGGAAACAAGACACGCACCGAGAAUGUUGGCCCAGGAAGAGAUGGCGAUGUCGGCAAUGGUGGGCCUGUCGCCGACCAGGUACGGGGACGCCGAGUCUUGGAAGUGCUUGUCGAGCGUGCGAUACAGGCGGCGGGUCUCGUUGAUGUAUCGGUCCUUGGAGUACUGCUCGGGCAGAUCGGACAGGUUGUAUCGCAGGAAGUGGUUGGCCUGGCCCUGCAUGGGGCCGAUGCCCGCGUUCUGGAAGAAGAGCUGCGCGGUGGUUGCAGGUAAGUAUUUUCCGGAGACCAACAGGAACUGCAAAAGCGAGAAGGCAUACCCAGUUGUUGGUCUGGUAGAACUCCUUGGUGCCCCGCGGGUAGGAGAUCUUGUGUGCCGUGUCGUACCGGUCCACCAGGUACUGCUGGAUGCUGCCCGACUCAAACAGCUUGAUCGACGUGCCGUCCUCCAACGUGUCGGUCAGGGCGGGGAUGCGCCCGUUGGGAUUGAUGUCCAG
Molecule: messenger RNA, 3531 nt
Organism: Cladophialophora immunda
Lineage: Eukaryota; Fungi; Ascomycota; Eurotiomycetes; Chaetothyriales; Herpotrichiellaceae
Exons: 3
Coding region: 1-2433 (810 amino acids)
Biological process (GO): DNA-templated transcription; regulation of DNA-templated transcription
Cellular component (GO): nucleus
Molecular function (GO): DNA-binding transcription factor activity, RNA polymerase II-specific; DNA binding; zinc ion binding
Source: RefSeq, a predicted model, not a curated record